AUGCUGGUCAGACAUCACACCGCGCCCCUCUAUCGUGUCGGCGUCGACGUCGGCGGCACAAACACGGAUGCCGCCAUUCUCGACAUUACUUCAGUUGACACGCCGGACCGCGGUGUCCUGGCAUCGCACAAAGCAUCAACCACACCCGAUAUUUCGAGCGGCAUCGAGGCCGCCAUCCGUGCCAUUCUGCAAAAUUCGGCUGUCGAUCAGACCCGCGUGUUGAACGUCACCAUUGGCACAACCCACUUCAUCAAUGCGUUGGUUGAGGCUGAUGCACGAAGACUGAGCCGCGUCGCCGUUGUGCGUCUCUGUGGCGCGUUUACGAGACAGAUCCCACCAUUUUCUGACUUCCCCGCUGGUCUGAGGCGCGUGCUCGAUGGAGGUGCCCAUUAUCUCGAUGGCGGUCUCGAAAUUGACGGCCGUGAGAUUGCGCCGCUCGGCCAUGACCAGAUCAGGCAAGUCGCGAGAGACAUCCUCGCCAGCGGCGUCAGGUCGGUGGCUCUCGUUGGCAUCUUUGCACCGCUCGACCACGCCGGCGUCCACGAGGAGAUGUGCAAGAGGAUCCUGCUCGAAACGGCCCCCGAGCUCGAUGUUGUCUGCUCUCACGAUAUCGGCCCUCCUGGAUUUCUCGAACGAGAAAACGCCACGGUUCUGAACGCCGCCAUUCUGCGCACUGCGAGAAAAGUCACCUCUGGCUUCAAGGCCGCCAUGUCGCGGCUCAAUCUGGCGUGCCCCCUCUACCUGUCGCAGAACGACGGCACCCUGAUCGAUGCCGACGCCGCAGCUGAGUACCCCAUCAAGACCUUUGCCAGCGGUCCCACAAACAGCAUGACGGGCGCCGCCUUCCUGGCUGGCCUGGAUCAGACGCGAAUAUUGAACUCGGCCUCCAGUGGCGAGACUCCGGAAGACGACGUUGAGCCGCAGGUCCUGGUGGUCGAUAUCGGCGGCACAACAACGGACGUUUGUGCGCUUCUCCCCUCGGGCUUCCCCCGGCAGGCCCCCGGCUUUGUGGAAGUCGGUGGUGUGCGGACGGCUUUUUCCAUGCCCGAGGUUGUCUCCAUCGGGCUCGGCGGCGGCAGCAAAGUGCACGUCGGCUCUGAUCCGGCGACGGUGACGGUCGGCCCUGGCUCCGUGGGGCACUUUUUGAAGCAGCAGGCUCUCGCUUUUGGUGGUACGACGUUGACGACGACGGAUAUUGUGGUCGCAAUGGGCAAGGCCAAAUUUGGAGACCGCAGGCUCAUUGAGAAUGUGCCGAUAUCCACCAUUGAUGCAGCACGGCGCAAGAUCAAGAAGAUGAUUGAGGGUGUCGUCGAGCAGAUGAAGGUAUCCGCGGCCCCGGUACACAUUCUCCUGGUCGGCGGUGGUGCACUGCUAGUGACGGAGGAUCUAGACGGCGUGGCCAAGUGCAUUCAGCCUGUCCACCAAGGUGCGGCCAACGCUGUUGGUGCCGCCAUUGGCAAGAUUUCUGGCGAGGUCGACGUCAUUGAGAUCCUCCAAGACCGAGAUGAGAAGGAGGUCGUCGCCGCGGCGUGCCAGAAGGCCAUCGACCAAGCCAUCAGCAAAGGUGCUGCGGCUGACGACGUCAGCGUCGUCGAGAUCAACAAAAUUCCCCUGCAGUACGUAGAUAACGGCGCCAUGAGGAUCCAGAUUCGGGCUGUCGGCAAGCUUGCAGUCCCGAAGGAUGGAACGCUAGCCAACAGCGUCGUAUACGCUGCGUCAGAUGAAGAGGAAGAGGAGCAGACGGCCAAGGCGAACAUCUCCGAUGCCCUUGAGUCAACUUUCCGACCAUCCAUCAAGGUUGACUUGGAGACCUACCGGCCUGAAGUCCGUAAUGGCGCUUGGUACGUCUCGGAAGUCGACCUCGAACUGAUUGCGACGGGCUGCGGCGUUCUUGGCACUGGUGGCGGUGGCCCUACUCACCACGAGUUUCUGAAGAGUCUCGAUACAUUACGCAAGAGCGAACCUGGAAGGCUCCGGAUCAUCUCGCCCAAAUCCGUAAAAGAUGACGACCUCAUCUGUUUCGGCUCGUGGUAUGGAAGCCCAAGCGUCAUCAACGAGAGGAUUGCAUCAGGGGACGAGAUUCCGGCUGGAAUUGAUGCCCUCAUGAAGAUCUUGGGCAAGGAUAAGCCCGACGGCAUCUUCACCGACGAGAUGUGUGCCAUGUUCUUCCUCUUAGCAGUUUUGAACGUCCUAACAAGCAACCUAGCCACGCUGAGCGUUUACGGGCACCCACUGACCCCAUGCGCCCUCUCCGACGCUCGCGGCAACGUCAACAUUGUCAUGAACACUGAUACCCCUUUCCGCCUUGAAAAACUGCUCCGCACCGCCGCCAUCGAACUAGGUCUCGGCUGUGCCGUCGCCGCCCGACCCCUCCCCGGAUCCGCAAUCAAGGCUCACGGCGUCCCCAACACGCUCUCACAAGCCUGGUACCUCGGCCGUGCUGUUCAUCUCGCUCGCAGGAACAAAACGUCCUUCAUCGAUGCUAUUUUUGCACAGUGUGCCGGCAAGCUCCUCUUCACGGGCAAAAUCAUCGAUGUGCGACGUUUCGUAGGCGAUGGCUACACCAUGGGCAGCGUACUCAUUGCUCCGCUGGCCGAUGAAGAGCUUGACUCCUCUAAAGUAUCGUCGCUCGCCGGGCUGCAGGCCACCUCUGCUGUUCGAGACAGACACAUGCUCAUCCCAUUCCAGAACGAGUACCUCUACGCUGCCCUGACGGAUGGUACCGGCUCCGAAGAGGGGCGCAAGGUCAUCUGCACAGUGCCGGACCUGAUCUCCAUUCUUGGUCAAGACGGUGAAGCUAUCGGCUCUCAGGAUUUGCGAUACGGUUUGCGUGUUUCGGUCAUCGGACUGCCUGCUCACCCGCUGUGGAAGACGGAGAAGGCCAUGCCCAUUGGUGGUCCUGCUGCUUUCGGCCUAAAUAUGCCGUUUGUUGGGGCAGGAGAGUAUGGGAGUGCGAAGAGCGUAUUGGAAGAGUUUGAGAUUGUAUAG
This is a messenger RNA of Verticillium alfalfae VaMs.102, 2988 nucleotides long. RefSeq names its product hydantoinase. The coding region runs from base 1 to 2988 and encodes 995 amino acids. Lineage: Eukaryota; Fungi; Ascomycota; Sordariomycetes; Glomerellales; Plectosphaerellaceae. Gene Ontology annotation, molecular function: 5-oxoprolinase (ATP-hydrolyzing) activity. Gene Ontology annotation, biological process: glutathione metabolic process. The transcript is spliced from 3 exons. Gene Ontology annotation, cellular component: cytosol. The record is from RefSeq and is a predicted model, not a curated record.